Messenger RNA from Echinostoma caproni, 789 nucleotides. The record is from the annotation of a GenBank genome assembly. Lineage: Eukaryota; Metazoa; Platyhelminthes; Trematoda; Plagiorchiida; Echinostomatidae.
GUAAAAGAUCGGAUUCGUUCACCGACAGACUUUGAGUGGGUCAAACAGACACGUUUUUACUACUUAGAAGACUCCGACAAAUGUUUGAUCUCUAUCACGGAUGUCAAUUUUAUCUAUCAGAACGAAUUUCUCGGCUGUACAGAACGGCUGGCAAUUACUCCACUAACAGAUCGUUGUUACAUCACUCUGGCUCAAGCUCUAGGCAUGUCUAUGGGCGGUUCGCCUGCAGGACCGGCAGGAACUGGGAAAACGGAGACUGUGAAGGACAUGGGUCGAUGUUUGGGGAAGUAUGUGAUCGUGUCCAACUGCUCAGACCAGAUGGAUUAUCGCGGCCUCGGUCGGAUUUUCAAAGGCCUUGCUCAGUCCGGUUCGUGGGGUUGUUUUGAUGAAUUCAAUCGGAUUGAAUUGCCCGUCCUUUCCGUGGCCGCACAGCAAAUCGCAAUUGUGCUCACUUGUAAGAAGGAACGCAAGACACAAUUCUUGUUCACUGAUGGAGACACAGUGGAUAUGAAUCCGGAGUUCGGUAUUUUUCUCACUAUGAAUCCCGGCUAUGCUGGAAGACAGGAGUUACCUGAAAAUUUGAAGAUCAACUUCCGCACGGUUGCCAUGAUGGUCCCCGAUCGGCAGAUUAUUAUUCGUGUCAAAUUAGCUUCUUGUGGUUUCAAUGAUAACAUCAAUCUGGCUCAGAAAUUCUACACAUUGUACAAGUUGUGCGAGGAGCAGUUGAGCAAACAGGUAAGCUAUUUCAGUAUGGUUAUAAUUUAUAUGGAAAAAUUAGAAAAUUUGUAA